This is a messenger RNA of Tricharina praecox, 1451 nucleotides long. RefSeq names its product S-adenosyl-L-methionine-dependent methyltransferase. NCBI's taxonomy places the organism in Eukaryota, Fungi, Ascomycota, Pezizomycetes, Pezizales, Pyronemataceae. The coding region runs from base 344 to 1327 and encodes 327 amino acids. The transcript has 12 exons. The record is from RefSeq and is a predicted model, not a curated record. Gene Ontology annotation, molecular function: methyltransferase activity.
AUCUACUGCUAGGUGUAGUCUUCACUGCAUAUGCACACCUAAAUAUUUGUGUACGAGAACAUCGCCUGGGAGCCGAGCAGAAAUCCACAGCCAGCGCCAAGUUCCUCGACUGAUGGCACUAAACAAGUUCUCACUUCUUAUCCUGGACCCUACAUUCUUUCGCUAAAGUAGUUCGCCGACCUGGUUGGUGGAUUAUGGCCUCGGAACCCCGUGGUGUGCUGCCUCCUUUAUCUAUAUGAUGGACGACGCCCCAGCUAGAUGCUCCCUAUACUCGUUCCCCCACUUGCCGGUACAUAUACCCGCCUAGCUCAGUUUCCCCGAAACUUCAUACAUCAUCAUCGUCAUGUCGUCUUCGUCGUCCCAGAUCGAGGUCGACUCGGAUACGAGCGAUUAUGAUUACGAAACUAGUUUCAAUUCGAGCACUGCGAGUCUCACGAGCAGCAUAAACGAAUACAUCUUUGGAGCCGAUGGCCGUCGCUACCAUGCGUACUUCGGACCCGAGAAGAACCUGCUGCCGACGGACGAGAUCGAACAGGACCGCCUCGACAUGUACCACGAGAUCAUGCUCCAGCUCCGCUCGGAACUGCACCAAUCGCCACUGGCCGAGCCCCACAACAUCCUCGAUGUCGGUACUGGCACCGGAAUCUGGGCCAUUGAUAUGGCCGAUAAGUACCCCAUGGCGCAGGUCAUCGGAAUCGAUCUCACUCCUAUUCAGCCGAAGUGGGUUCCGCCUAACUGCAAAUUCGAGGUCGACGAUGCCGAGCGAGAAUGGACGUUCAAGCCUGACUACUUUGACUUUAUCCACGCCCGCACUGUCUCGCACAGCAUCGGUGACUGGCCCAAGCUGCUCUCGCAAGCCUACAUCUGCUGCAAACCAGGCGGCUUCGUCGAGCUCCUCGAGUUCGAGAUGGCCACGUUCUGCGACGACGGAACGAUGGCGGACGACAACCCGAUGAAAGUCUUCUUCGACCUGCUCGCCAAAGCGCUGGCGAAGAUCGGACGUCCCGGUGUGACCACCGCGUCGCUGAGAAAGAACCUCGAAGACGCUGGCUUCGUCGAUAUCAACGUCAUCCAGACCAAGCAGCCGAUCGGCGCGUGGCCAAAGAACAAACGCAUGAAGCAAAUCGGAGUGAUGACCAUGGUGAACGGAGAAACCGCCUUCAACGCGUACGGCUACCAAUCGUUCACGCGGAUCCUUGGGAUGGGCCACGACGAGGCCGAGAAGAUCUGUAAGGAUGCUGUCGAAGCCAUGUCCAACCGGAACUACCAUCUCUACUUCAUGAACGAUGUUGCGUAUGGACGGAAGCCGAGGGAGGAUGAAUGUUAAGCCGUAGCCACGGUGGGAAAGACGCGUCACGUGUGCGAGGAGUGACGAGUGACGGCUGCCGACGCGGAGAUAUGUAGAUGUCAAUGAGCUCCGUAGUUAAUCGAUUCCAAAUUACUAUCCAGGG